Cyprinus carpio (common carp) is the source of this 834-nucleotide messenger RNA. Its product is annotated as iodotyrosine deiodinase. Gene Ontology annotation, molecular function: oxidoreductase activity. The record is from RefSeq and is a predicted model, not a curated record. Lineage: Eukaryota; Metazoa; Chordata; Actinopteri; Cypriniformes; Cyprinidae.
UCGUUCAUCAUGGCGGUGUUUUCGUCUCUUACUCCGGUGUUCGUGGCGGUUUUGUGUGUGAUUAUCGGGUUUCUCUUCAAAAGCUCCCAGAGAAGAGAGACAAGAUCAAAGCAGGAGCGUUCAGAUCAGACAGCCAGACCAUGGGUGGACGAGGAUCUGCAGGAUGAUACAGAAAUCAGCAGUAAACACAACGAGGAUGAUGAUGAUUGGCUAGACACAACAGAGGAAGAGAACUUACCCCAUAUCCCAUACACCCCAAUUCAGUAUUCUGCUACUGAGAUGCUGGAACGAUCUGAAAAGUUCUACUCGCUCAUGAAUCUGAGACGUUCUGUCCGCUUCGUCAGUCCAGAUCCGGUACCAAAACAAGUGAUUGACAAUGUCAUACGCACUGCAGGCACUGCACCUAGUGGAGCUCACACUGAGCCCUGGACGUUUGUGGUGGUGUCUGAUGCAGAUGUCAAACACAAGAUCAGAGAGAUCAUUGAGGAGGAGGAGGAGAUCAACUACAAGCAAAGGAUGGGAGACAAGUGGGUCCAUGACCUGAAGAAACUGAGGACAAACUGGGUGAAGGAGUAUUUGGAUGUGGCUCCAUAUCUGAUUCUAGUGUUUAAGCAGACCUAUGGAAUUCUGCCCAAUAGCAAGAAAAAGACUCACUAUUACAAUGAAAUCAGCGUGUCCAUUUCCUGUGGCAUUCUGCUGGCUGCCCUGCAGAAUGUUGGGCUGGUUACCGUGACGACGACUCCUCUGAACUGCGGUCCACAGCUCAGGUCCCUCCUCCAGCGACCGGCCAAUCCAGCCACGCGGAAAAUCCCGGCCAAUGAGGAAGGAGAAUGA